AUGUCUUCUCCAAGUGGCAAGACAAACCCAAUGCUAAUGGGUGACGACGAUGAUGUUGAGAAUGAAGCGAAGUUGGCUAAACUUCCGUCUGGUUUUAAAUUUCAACCAACAGAUGAACAAUUGAUUGUUUAUUAUCUCGUACCAAAGGUUUUGGGGAAAGGUUUGCCACCUAACAGAAUGAAACAAGUACACAAUCUGUACCACUACCAUCCUGAAGAACUCACCAAACAGUACAAGAGCUAUGAAUUAAACAACUGGUUCUUCUUUACAAGAAAGUACGAAGGUGAAGAUCGUAAAGACGCUCAUUGCAGUGUAGGAGACGAGGACACAAACUUUGUAGACAAAAAGGUUCGUGCUGCAGGCCAGGGAUUUUGGUUGCUAACAGGACGUAGUUCCAUAUAUUUACACAACAAUUCGAAUUCAGUAAUCGGAUACAAACACGCUUGGGUUUAUUACGAAGUGCGGGAUUCUGAAAAACAUGAAACCGAUUAUGUAAUGCACGAAUACACGUUGGCAACUCGAUCCGGUUGGAAUCAUUUUGAGUUGGAUGAAUGGAUUUUGUGUGAAAUAUACAAGAACGAGAAGAUGGAAUUGAUAGUUGAUGAAGAGACGCAGUUUGAUAAUGUUGAAGAAGACGUGGAAACAAAUUUUAGUGACGAUGAAGAUGAAUUUGACAAUUGAGGAGGGCACCUGUGAAGCUGUGAAGGUGAAGUUUUGAUUAAGAAUGUGGAAAUAUAUGAUUAUUUACUACAUUCUCUUGUUUACCAGAAAUCGCAACGUAUUUGAUUAAUUACUGCAUUCCCCUGUAAGAUCCAUUAGUUAAGUUUU
Molecule: messenger RNA, 828 nt
Organism: Papaver somniferum (opium poppy)
Lineage: Eukaryota; Viridiplantae; Streptophyta; Magnoliopsida; Ranunculales; Papaveraceae
Product: NAC transcription factor 29-like
Exons: 2
Coding region: 1-681 (226 amino acids)
Biological process (GO): regulation of DNA-templated transcription
Molecular function (GO): DNA binding
Source: RefSeq, a predicted model, not a curated record